AUGAGUAGAACGCUGUCUCUUGCUGAGGUGCAAAAGCAUCGAACUGCUGAGGAUUGCUGGAUGGCACUUCACGGCAAGGUUUAUGAUAUCACUGCGUUCCUUGCUAGCCAUCCUGGAGGCAAAGCCAUUCUCCUGAAGAACUCUGGCAAAGAUGCGACGAAGGCUUUUGACUCAUUUCAUCCCAUAGAGUUGAUCGAUGAGCAUCUCAAGGAAGACCAGAUUCUUGGUACUUUUGAAGCAGGCACAGCGGAUGGGCCGUCAGAUAGUGGUAGCUCACCGGAUGCGGUGGCUCAACAGCCUGCACCUCAGGUAUCCGAGGAAUUCGUGCCUCCGGUAUCUCACAUUCUCAGCAUUUCAGAGAUGGAACAAUAUGCCAUGAAGAAACUCAGUCCUAAGGCAAUCUCAUACUAUGCGUCCGGCACCGACGACGAGGUUACAAAAAUUGGAAACGGAACCAUCUUCAGAUCCAUUCUCUUGAGGCCCCGCGUUUUUGUUGAUUGCACGCGGUGUUCUCUUGAAACUACCUUGAUUGGAAACAAAGUCGGGAUGCCCCUUUAUGUCUCUCCUGCAGCAAUGGCCAAAUUGGCUCACCCAGUAGGAGAAGCAGGCAUUGCGGCCGCGUGUUCAAAGUUCAAGGGGCUGCAAAUCAUAAGCAAAAACGCUUCCAUGUCUCCGUCGGCGAUAGUCGAGGCAGGGCCGGAUGCAACUUUCGCCUGGCAACUCUACGUCUUGAAAGACAUUGAAACCACAGAGAAGACGCUCGCUCAGAUCCGCGCUAUUCCUCAGAUCAAGUUCAUUGUGCUCACUCUAGACGCACCUUUCCCGGGCAAGCGAGAAGCAGACGAACGAUUCAAAAUGGCCGAGGUUGAGGGAGGAGCGCCACCACAGGUUUGGGGCACUGAAUCAGGCCUCACAUGGAAGAAAACCCUGGCUUGGCUCAGCAAGCACACGUCCCUGCCGAUCGUGCUAAAGGGCAUCCAAACCCAUGAAGAUGCGUAUGCGGCUACACUUUUCCCGAGCGUAAAGGGCAUCAUCAUUUCGAACCAUGGCGGUCGGGCAUUGGACACCACAAUGACACCUGUUCAAGUGCUUCUAGAAAUUCGCAAAUUUUGCCCGCAAGUUUUUGAUAAGAUCGACGUUUUGAUUGACGGUGGCGUCAAGAGAGGAACCGAUAUUGUCAAAGCAUUAGCAUUGGGGGCUAAGGGCGUUGGCAUUGGCAGAGCCGCACUUUACAGCUUGGCCGUUGGGGGGCAGGCCGGAGUUGAGAGGGCGUUACAAAUCCUUGCAGACGAGACUGUCACUGCGAUGAGGUUGCUUGGGGUUGAACGGGUAGAUCAACUUGGACCAAGACACAUUAACACGGAUGGAUUGCAACCAAGACUGUAUAGCGGGCCCUCUGGCCUUGAAGAGGUAGAGAGAGAAUUGAAGGCAAAGUUAUAA
This is a messenger RNA of Colletotrichum truncatum, 1440 nucleotides long. Its product is annotated as mitochondrial cytochrome. Lineage: Eukaryota; Fungi; Ascomycota; Sordariomycetes; Glomerellales; Glomerellaceae. The record is from RefSeq and is a predicted model, not a curated record. Gene Ontology annotation, molecular function: oxidoreductase activity; heme binding.